Bombyx mori (domestic silkworm) is the source of this 1276-nucleotide messenger RNA. It is a transcript of the gene glv3, whose product is annotated as gloverin 3. The transcript is spliced from 5 exons. The record is from RefSeq and is a predicted model, not a curated record. NCBI's taxonomy places the organism in Eukaryota, Metazoa, Arthropoda, Insecta, Lepidoptera, Bombycidae. The coding region runs from base 464 to 985 and encodes 173 amino acids.
CUGAAUUAACUAGCUAAACCACAAACAAGUGAGUACACCCUAUUUAUUAAUCUAAUUCAACGAAUAAGUAUUUUAACGUGACCAACAUUAUCAUCAUUGUCAGCAGUUUUCAAAAGAAAAAAACUCUGAAGAUGCAAUUGAAGCUUCAUUUAAUUAUUGAUGUGAAACAUCUAUAGCCGCACGUAAAACCGUGGCGUGGCGACGCAUACUGUGGCGACGCGUUGCCACGCUAUAUUAUGGUAUAUAUAUACAGUCUAUAUGCAGUAGUGUGUACGGUGUGGCGACGCGUCGCCAUGCGCAAUCGACUGUGCGAUUCUAUCCCACUCGAUCCGGCGUUAAGCCAUCUCUCUCGCUACACUGAGCUCGGAUACCUAUAGUGUAUACUCCGCAGUGUAUACAGUGUUGUUUACUACAGUACACAUAACCUGUGUUUUACUUGAAAACAAAUAAUUUUUUCCUCAAAAUGAAUUCCAAAUUGCUGUUUUUCAUCGCCACAGUCCUGGUGUGUGUAAACGCAGAAGUAUACAGGUCUUCUGAUUAUGAAAAAGAAUACCCCAUCAGAGGCCUAUUUUCAAAGCGACACCCCCGUGACGUCACGUGGGACACGAGAAUGGGAGGAGGGAAGGUCUUCGGCACUUUGGGACAGAACGACGAUGGACUAUUCGGUAAAGCCGGUUACAACAGAGAGAUUUUCAAUGAUGACCGCGGUCAGCUAACCGGCCAGGCUUACGGCACCAGGGUCUUAGGACCCGGAGGUGACAGCACUAACUACGGUGGACGUCUGGACUGGGCCAACAAGAACGCACAAGCUGCCAUUGACAUAAACAGACAAAUCGGAGGCAGAUCUGGGAUGACAGCCUCGGGCUCCGGUGUGUGGGAUCUUGAUAAGAACACCCACAUCUCAGCCGGCGGUAUGGUCUCGAAGGAAUUUGGUCACAGAAGACCAGACGUUGGUCUUCAAGCAGAGAUCCGGCAUGAGUGGUGAUUGUCAACACAAUCCCAUCAUUCAUAGAAUUAUGUUUGUUUGUCUUUCGCCAAAAAAGCUACUAUUUGCUUCUGUGUAUAUUUUGCAAUUACUAGUGUAAAAUGUUAUUUUUGAUUGUUUUAAGAAAAUGUCAAUAUUAUUAACGAAAUAUGUCUUACUGAUAACUUGUUUUUUUAAUGUAACAAACAAACUGUAGACAAACAGUAUUUUUCUGUAUCUCGUACUUUGUGAUAAAUUAAUUAAAUCAUCUAGAUAAUAAAUAAUAAUAAUAAUAAAAAAUGUAUAGUUCAA